Daphnia magna is the source of this 3113-nucleotide messenger RNA. Its product is annotated as glutamate receptor ionotropic, delta-1. The record is from RefSeq and is a predicted model, not a curated record. NCBI's taxonomy places the organism in Eukaryota, Metazoa, Arthropoda, Branchiopoda, Diplostraca, Daphniidae. Gene Ontology annotation, cellular component: membrane. Gene Ontology annotation, molecular function: glutamate-gated receptor activity.
UAUCAGAUGAUAGUGAUCGACACGAAACAAAAAAUGAAAGAUGCCAUUUUGAGAGGCGCCGAAUUGCUUCGCUAUCAAGGACAGUUGGAGCUAGCGAAUGAGUUUGAGAAAUGGGUUCCUCCAAGGUUUCCUGUUGGUGGAGCUGACCUGAAGAGUGAAGGAGUUCCAACUGGCAAAGCCAUGAAUAUGGUUAUUCAACGGUUACGAAGCAAAUGGAAAGAAAGCGACUUCCAAAUUAGCCACAAAGAUCUAGUUCAAUUAAUCCCGAACGUGAUGGAAGACUUAGGCCUUAAAGUGCAGAAGUAGUACAUCUUCAAUCUGUAUUGAAGUUUUAAUUGUCUAUUUAAUUUACUUACAAAGAGUCUUUCUUUUUCCGAGCCAAUUUUGGAAAAGAUCCCUGAAGACUUUUUAAGCUUACAAUUUUGGAAAGCCCAAGGUGACAGUUACUCCGCAAUUUAUUGUAUUCCUAUUGGGAAAUAUUUCGUUAGAAAUAAUAUUCUGAAUUUCCUGUUGCAACCUUUUUCGGUUUUGCUUAUACUUCUGAUAUCAUUGCACAGGGUUAGCAGAAUUUUUCUUUUCAGCCCAAGUAAAUAAAAUGACAUUGCAGAAUUGGAAUGACGAUUGUGAAUUUUAUGAAAGGCCAUCAAAGAAGCUUGUCACAAACAACGAUGACUUGGUCAAUGGUAAGUACCAUCGUCAGGGGGAAUAUCCCUAUUUGUUAGGUUUAUUAUUAUUAUAAUUAAAUUUCUAUUAAGUUUUUACUAUAUUGCCUUAGAUUAAUAUUUUUCUAUAGCUAUCAUAAUUCGUCAUGGCCAUUCUUGUAGUUUGACUUGUUUUACGGUAACCUAGGUAACAUUGCAUGCCCGGCCAAAGAGAUUGUCUUUUAUUGUUUUGGUAGACAAAAGGUGAAUGACGAUAUGGUACGAACACAAAAGGGUUGAACAAAUUAAUUUCCCUGUGUGUGGAUCUACAUCCACACGUUGCUGGAAACCUAAUCUACAUAAUAAUCUGUUCUACCUUCAGUCACUCAAAUCUUAGGCACGAAAAUGUUGGAGGCAUUAGUUUGUGUACUUUCCAUUCCAAUCACAAUGCGGAUUGGUAUCCAAGGCAACUUGUUGAUUAAAAUGGAAAGCCUUUAUACCCUAAAAUUCAGCAAAUGACAUUUUGCAUCCCCUCGGUCAAUACGCUUCGCUUUUGUUGUAUCAUGUGCAUUGCAAUUCACCCGGGAUGCAAGCUCAUUUGUAGUGGAUGGCGAACACAAUGGUAAUCUCGGUAUAAAUAGGGAUUUUUCCAUUACAAGCAAGAAGGAUAAAUUUUCUAUAUGUGACGAGUUUUCAACGCUGAAGACCCCUACUCCGCCGCUUUAUAAAACCGACCAGUUGAAUAGUUUGGCCAAUAUAAUUCCGAAGGGUCUGACGAAAGACGUUGGUGAAGUCGAAAUGCCACGUCGUCAAUUCCGCAACGGUUUACAAGGAAAGGAACUCAGAGUCGUCACGGCACAUUUUCCACCCGUGAUUUCCAUUUUGAAAAACUUUUCGGGUCAUACUAUUGGUCACACGGACUUGUUAUACCAUCAACUCCUUUACUUAUCCCAGAAAUUGAAGUUCACUUACAAGAUAUUUGCGACUCCUGAAAAUACGAACGGAGUCCUGCGCAACGGCACCUGGAAUGGCGUAAUAGGGACUCUCACAAGAGGUGAAGCCGAUUUUGGCCUGGUACCAGUAGCUAUUUCGCUGGAACGGUAUCAAGCUAUCGAGUUCUGCGGAAGAGUUGGAGGAGACUCUACAUGCAUACUAGUGAAAUAUCCCGAGGACAAUGUCUCGUUGACUAGUGCGUUUGAUGUGUUUUCCUUGGGGAUAUGGAUAGGAUGGAUCAUUUCCGGUGUUGUGAUCGUUGCCAUUUCUGUCGUUUUAAGUUUUCUGGCAAAGCGUUUGUGGAUUAAGGAUCGUAAAACAAAGGCUGGAACAAUCGCUUGGUACUUAUACAGCGUCAUCGUUUCUCAAGGGAGCUAUUUUCCACAAUGCCGAUUACCGCAGAGACUACUUCUUGCGACGUGGUGUUUUGUGGCCUUUGUCUUUGUUAAUAUCUACAAUUCUACGUUGACUUCCUACUUGUCGGUAACAUUUCAAAGACCGGAGGUCAACAGCUUAAAUGAUUUAGCAAAAAACCCGGCUUAUAAGGCAACCAUUUUAGCGGGUUCCAUACAAGAAAUUGAUUUGCAAAGAACAAACGAUGAAGCUGAACAAACAGUUGUUGAUAUGAUCCAGAAAUGUGGUUCAGAUUGUAGAAAAUUCACCCUUCAAGAAAUGGUCACACCAGUUGCCGAGAAAGAAAACUAUAUUUCGUUAAUGCCAUGCAGUAUUGCCUUAGCACACUUGAAAAUCUACAACGCAAAGGGAAACAAAUGCAUUUUAACUUUGGCACAUGAAAUCAAGUCUUGGAAGCCCAUGUUUUAUGGAGUCCCGAAAUCAAGUCCUUUCAUUGAAGAAAUUAAUCGAGAAUCGCUGUGGUUCAUUGAUGUCGGACUGCGUGCUUACUGGUACGAUAAACACGAUAAACAACCGGAGAAAUGCAAGCUACAAUACAACAGCAAAGGCGUUUCAACCAAGAGAUCCAGCAAACGAAUUGAAUUACGGCAGUUUUAUCUGCCAUUCCUCAUUCUUUUCAUUGGCUACGUUUUGGCUUUUCUCCAAUUGUGCCGUGAAAAACUUUUCUAUCGUGGCAGUGCUUAGAAUCAAUUCUUUCGGGUUAUCUUACACAUUUGAUAAGUUCAUUGAAGCGCAAAACUACGUGGCCUCGGUAAGCUUUAUUUAAUUUAUUUUUUUUUAUUUUUCAAUACUGAGACUCAUCAUAAUUAAACUGGACUUGUCAAUGUUGAGAAUAUCACUCUAUAGAAUAGCAGAGAUCAACAUUUCCCCUGAACUUAGCGCUUUCUCUUUUGUCAAAAGUGAAGAAAAUUGCCCUAACUGUUUCUUGUUUACCUAGUGCUCUCGCCUGUUAGGAAACUUGAGCGUAAUAGUAACUGUAAAUCAUUUUGUUAGCUUUUUGCUGCUUUACGUGUAUAUGUAAAGGGUAUAAUUCACGCUGAUACAAACGCUGACACCAGAAAGAAA